This is a messenger RNA of Metopolophium dirhodum (rose-grain aphid), 4773 nucleotides long. RefSeq names its product zwei Ig domain protein zig-8-like. The record is from RefSeq and is a predicted model, not a curated record. The transcript has 6 exons. Lineage: Eukaryota; Metazoa; Arthropoda; Insecta; Hemiptera; Aphididae. Gene Ontology annotation, cellular component: neuron projection membrane. Gene Ontology annotation, biological process: synapse organization. The coding region runs from base 1217 to 2134 and encodes 305 amino acids.
CCGCGCGACGGGCCAGCAGCUUGCCGGCGUCCGUCCCGAGUUUCCGUUGUGCGUCCGUCCCGUGCCGUCGCGAAAACCGCGUCCGCGACCGUCUCUGUUGGUGUUUUUCUUCUCCGGGAAAGUCCGCGAAUAAUAAAAAAAAUUACCUACAUCGCUGUCGUGUCGCGCGAACGGUCGAAAACGAGACCGGUGGCGGUAUAAAAAAAAUUAUAGGUAUUACAUUGUUAUAACGGACGAAAAUAAUAUUCGUUUACUCUGCGAAAUCGCACGCCGCUGAGCCGAUCGCGCGCGUAAUAUAUAUAUAUAUAUAGACCGUGAUUUAUAAUAUAAUUUAAUAAAUUGUCGUUUCCGAUCGGAUCGAUCGUUGAAUAAUUUUAAGAAUACCGUGCAGGACUCGCGCGUGUGUUCGUGGUGCGCGAGCAGUGGUCCGGGAGCAGUGUUAAAUAAUAAUAAUAAUAAUAAUAAAUAAUAUUAUCGUAUCGUUCUACUAAACGCAAUAUAUUAUCGUCGUAGUGUCGGUGUCGCGGUCGUGCGGGAGUGUGUGCGUGUGACCGUGCGAUAUGUCGGCCGACGAGAUCCGUGUCCGCCGACGGCGCUGACGACGACGAAAUCUCGCGAGACACCGACCGGUGGAAAAUCGACGUCCGUCCGACCAGCGUUUCGCCGCACCGUUCGCGAAUAUUAAUAACCAGUGAUAACAUUAGAGAACCGCCGCCGUUCUCGGUUCAUACCGCGUGUGUUUUCUUUUGGUUUUUUUUAAAUAUUUGUUUUCUGACGAUUGUGCUAACCCGAGAAUAUAACGAUACAAGUCCGCGAGGAUUUCACUGUUGCAGUAGCAGCAGCAGCCGACGACGACGACGAAGGAUAUCGUCAAAUAAUUCUCCGCUGUCCGACGGACUGUCAACACAGAACCGGAGAACGGGGGAAAAAAAAAUAAACGCGCCCCUUCUCUAAAUUGUCUCCACUUUAUUGUUUGUUUUAUGCAUUUUCUCUGCGCGCCGUCCGAUCGAUUCGCGUCGCUAUGUUGACAUUAACGGCACUGGAAGUAGACUUAAUGUCCUAGGGCGGUCGGAUAAAAAUAAUAUAAAAAAAAAAAAAAAAAAAACUAAAAGGCGAAGAGUAUAUAUAGUGUGGGAGAAGAGCGCGGAAAAUAAAGAGAAGGAAUAAGAUUUAAAAAAAAUUGUAAGCAGGGGCGCGUUUACUUCACUUUAGGAGGAUGUACUCGACAAAAGCAACAGCCAUGACGUUCCUGGUGGCCAUAUUUGCAGUGAGCCCACUUCAGUCUUCCGAAGAAAAAUACAACCCUCAGCAGCAGAAGAAACAGGUGUCCGAUUUUUUGGUCAGGCCGUUUUUCGACACGUCCGUGUCGUCCAACAUCACCACGCAACUGGGCGGCCACGCUUACAUGCCGUGCAGGGUCAAGCAGCUGGGCAACAAAUCGGUUUCAUGGAUACGGCGGCGGGACUCGCACAUACUCACCAUCGAUUGGCUGCUGUUCAUCGCCGACGAUAGGUUCCGAAUAUUUCUGGUCGAGCCCACGUGCACGUGGACGUUGCAGAUAAAAUAUGUGCAGCCCAGGGACGCCGGCAUUUACGAAUGUCAAAUAAAUACAUCGCCUAAAAUGAGCCAUUUGGUUCAGCUCAAUGUCGUAGUGCCAAAGAUCGAGAUCAUGGGCGAGUCGGACAUCCACGUGAUGGAGGGCAGCUCGGUGAGCCUGAAGUGCGUGAUCCGGCAGAGCGUCCGGGACCCGGACUACAUAUUCUGGUACCAGAACAACAAGCGGGUGCUGGACUACGGCAAGGGCGCCAAGGUGAUCAGCAGCGAACGGUUGGACGCCAACACGAUGGUGGCCACGUUGACCAUCAACAACGCGGUGCUCCACGACUCGGGCAACUACACGUGUCAGCCGUCCAACUUGGACUCGGCCAGCGCGUACCUGCACGUCUUGAACGGCGAACAUCCGGCCGCCAUACAGCGGGGACACAGUUCCGGCACCCAGAUACCCAUCCGCCUCUUGGGGCCCCUGUCGGCCGUGUUGGGACUCAGCUCCAGCCAUUCGACGAGAGCCGCCCUGCUGACGACCGCGUUCGCCGUCGACCUUGCCGUCCGGACGCUGUACUCGAUGAUCGUCUAAACGGGCGGGACCCGAUCGCGACGAGCCUGCGGUACAGCAGCCACCGCCGCCGCCGCCGCCGAACACGACUUACAUACCAAAUAACAUUAUUAUCCAAUGACGACGAAAGAAAAAUACCCUGCCCCCUGCCCCCUCCCCCCCCCCCACCAACAAAAAAUAUUGCACACCGUCGCCGACGGGAAAACCACGUCCGAGUGGCGUGCAGGAAAGGUUAGCGUCUGCGACGAAACGCGCCUAUGGUAUUAUAGGUAAUAAUAAUAAUGAUAUUACGUUACCGAAAUACAUUUUCCGCCGUACCACCACCGAUACAGGUAGCGCAAAGUCGAAUUGUUUUCGCUAUUAUAAUAAUAAUUGUCGUUACAAUAGUAUAUUCAUCAUAAUAAUAAUUAUCGAUUAUAUUAUAACAAUUAUAUAUCCAUUGUGAUUGUUAAUAUUAUAUUAACAUCGUGUUAAUGAAAUACCGUGCGGCGGCGACGAGUCUGUGUCCAAUAAUAUUAUAAUCAUUGUUAUAAUACACUCGAAUCGCGCAGGUGUCCGUCGGCGACGAGUUCUUUUCCGAACGUGUACACUGUACAGUUUUUUACGUGUAUUUACUAUAUUAUAAUAUAAUAUUAUUAUAACUAUCAUUAUUAUUAUUAUUAUUACUAUGAUUAUUAUUAUUAUUAUUAUUAUUAUUAUUGGAUGUCAAAUCGUAAGAAAAAAGAUUGAAAAAAGUUACUGAUUAGCUUAAAAUUAAUGGUAAGAAAAAAAAAAAUGUUUAUUUUUUUUUUUUUUUAAUUAUGCCCACUACACCACCAUAAUAUAUUAUAAUAUAUAUAUAUAUAUAAUGAAUAAUAUUAUACCUAAUAUAUACGUAUUGUGUUUACAGCCAAUCGACCAAUGUUGAUAUUAUAUUAUGUGACGUUAUAUUAUGAUGUAAACCUAUUAUAUUAUAAUAUUAUUGUUGUCAUAUUGUACAUUAUAAUAAUAAAAUUGUCGAUAACCCCACAGACGAAUGACGAUCGCGUACAGUGAUGCACCAUAUCGGUCACUUGUAAGAGUUCGAAAUUUGCUUAUUGUUUUUGGUAUACAUUUUUUUCCAGACAUUCAAAAUGUCCGCGAAAAUCAAAUAUAAUAUGCAUAUUAUUCAAAAAAAAAAAGUAACUUAUAAUACAAUAUAAAACCAUAGGUUAUAAUUAUUAUUAUCAUUAUUAUUAUUAUUAUUACUACUACUACUUAACUAUUUUGCUCUAAAUGUUGUUAUUGUUUUUUGUUUUUUUUUUUUCUUAAGAUGUAUUGUAUAAAAUUACGCUAUAAAAAUAAUAAUACUACUUACGGUUGAAAUUCAUGUACAGCACGUGUAUAACUAAUUUUUAAACAUUCUUUUACUCUAGUCUACGACGAUUACAUAUUAUAUUGAUAUAUAAAUAUAACUACUAAUGGUGCGCUGUCUAUGUAAUUAAUUAUAACGCUACAAAAAAUCAAAUAAUAUGAACGAAACUAGUUUAUAUAAUUUUGCGUUCGGUACAGUAAUAUUACCUUACAUUAUAAACUAUAAUAAUAACAUAAUUCUAUUGAAGCAUUGAUAUAAUUUAUUAUCCACGUAAAUUAAUAUUGUUCUAGCCUCUUUUGAUUGUUGUAAUUUAAACUAUAUCAUGAGUCAUAUUAUAUAUAUAGUUAUACUUUACAAUGUAUGUGUUGGUUUUCGUUUAUGUUUUGCAAUAAUGUUUUCCGUAUUUUGUACAGUGAUUGACGUGUUAUGUUUCAUAUUAUAUUAUUAUUAUUUAAUCAAAAACUUUAAAUAUUAUUAUUUUUAUUCAAAUUGUUAAUUUUUCUGAUAUAACAAAACAACCAAAAAAAAAAAAAAAAAAAGUAAUAAAAAAUAGUUAUAUAUAUAUAUAUAUGUGUGUAUGUAUAUGUAUAUGUAUAUUAUAUAAUAUAUUAUUAUUAUACUACUUAUUUACCUACUAAAAGUGUAUAAAAAUAUAUAUUAUUAUACAUUUUAGAUAAGGAAAACAAUGUGUACCGUUAAACUAACCUUUAAUUUAUUGUAAUAAAUGUUAUAUGAAAUUAUGCAAACUCUGUCUCUGACAUUUUAGUUUACUAUAAACCUGUGUGUGUAUGUGUGUGUGUGUGUGUGUGUGUGUCGCCAAAAAUAAUUCGCACCAUACAUUUGUAUUCAUUAUUCGUACGCUGCAGCGGCAGUAUGCAAUUUAGCAAACAUUCGUUGGGAUUUAGAUUAGGUAAUGAUUAUUUCACACACGAGCUUGUCGUCUCAAUUUAAUCUCACGGGUAUAAUUAAGUUAACUACUACGGUUUCUUCAAACGAUAAAUAUGGUAAUUACUGUAACUAAAGUGCUAAUGUUGCCACGGAACAGCUUAAUUUUAAUAUGUAAAUCGAGUAAAAAUAUUUAAACUCUAUUCGAGAGUACCGAAGCAACGGCGUCCCGGGAAGGCUGUCGAUCAAACGCUCGCGCGAAAUCCAAAAUUAUAAACGACAUGGAAAACGGGUUACUUUCGGAUGCGUUAUAGACGGAUUCUAAUCGAUGUAUACAAUUAUUUAUAUUAUUUUUACUCAAUACGUUUAUAUUAAUUUAUUAUUAUUUAUGUUUAUUUGUUACACUUAGUGAGACCCAUCGAUGACUCGAAUCGGUCGGGGA